This is a messenger RNA of Scylla paramamosain (green mud crab), 3304 nucleotides long. RefSeq lists its product as uncharacterized. Gene Ontology annotation, cellular component: cytosol. The record is from RefSeq and is a predicted model, not a curated record. The coding region runs from base 156 to 599 and encodes 147 amino acids. Gene Ontology annotation, molecular function: protein kinase A regulatory subunit binding. The transcript has 4 exons. NCBI's taxonomy places the organism in Eukaryota, Metazoa, Arthropoda, Malacostraca, Decapoda, Portunidae.
GGCACUUCACUCUCAAGGUGCCGCGCUCUCUAGUCAGCGGCUGCCAGCCGUCCGUCCUCAGUGCCUCAGGACUCAGACCCCUCAAUGCCACGCGGCGGUGGCCGCCACCGCGGCUUGCGGCUUUUGAGGAAGUAUACUGUAGUGGUAACGUGACCAUGAAAUCCCACUACGCCUCUGUGCCGCUGACCACGAAGUGCAAGGAGGACCUGAAGGAGGUGCAGGCGAUGCUCUUAGAUGACGCCAGGAAUCUUAACCUUCGGAGCAGUGUGGUCCAGGACGCCCACUUCACCCUGAGCGUCUACGGUAUCGACAAAAGUAAGAGAAAGGAAGGGGAGACCGAGGAGCAGCUCAUAGAAUCCGUGAAUAAGCUUUUGCAGGAUUUCCUACAGAAGAGGCCGCCGCUGGAGCUGACCUUCGGAGGUCUCGGUAACUUCGGGACACGCAUGGUGUUCAUCAACCUGACCAACGAGAAACAGCUGGGGACUUUGCGGCAGGACAUGAACGACCUGCUGCAGAAGGAGGGAAUCUUCACCACCGACAACAGGUUCACGCCGCACGUCACCCCUCUUCAGGGAGGGCUCCAGGCGCCGCUUCAGUAAGUCCUCGCUGACUGUGCAGGACUUGGUCAGCCGCAAAGACAUUCCGCCAGUCGCCGCCUCGCCGCUUACCAAAAUCGUGUUCCAGAAGCUUCGCGACUAGACGGCGAGGCGCUGGUGAUAAUAUGUUGUUUGUCAUAAAUUGGUUCUUCGCAAAUUAGUGUUGUCUGUCACAAUGCAGUUCUUCACUAGUAAGUGUUGUCUGUCACAGUGCAGUUCUUCGCUAAUAAGUGUUAUUUGUCACAGUGCAGUUCUUCGCUACUAAGUGUUAUUUGUCACAGUGCAGUUCUUCGCUAGUAAGUGUUGUCUGUCACAGUGCAGUUCUUCGCUAGUAAGUGUUGUCUGUCACAGUGCAGUUCUUCGCUAGUAAGUGUUAUUUGUCACAGUGCAGUUCUUCGCUAGUUAGUGUUGUCUGUCACAGUGCAGUUCUUCGCUAGUAAGUGUUAUUUGUCACAGUGCAGUUCUUCGCUAGUUAGUGUUGUCUGUCACAGUGCAGUUCUUCGCUAGUAAGUGUUAUUUGUCACAGUGCAGUUCUUCGCUAGUAAGUGUUGUCUGUCACAGUGCAGUUCUUCGCUAGUAAGUGUUAUUUGUCACAGUGCAGUUCUUCGCUAGUAAGUGUUAUUUGUCACAGUGUAGUUCUUCGCUAGUAAGUGUUGUCUGUCACAGUGCAGUUCUUCGCUAGUAAGUGUUGUCUGUCACAGUGCAGUUCUUCGCUAGUAAGUGUUAUUUGUCACAGUGCAGUUCUUCGCUAAUAAGUGUUGUUUUUCAAAAAAUAGAUCUUCGCUAACUCUGAAUGGCAGUAAAAAAAUAAAAUUACUAACAUACUUACUAUUACUUCUACGAACAUAGGAGCAUAAGAGAAUAAGGGAAACUACGAGAAGCCAUCAAGCCUACGUGUGGCAGUACCUGUAUGUUACACGCUUGCGUAUUUCCGCCUAUCAACCCAUUCACAAAUCUGUCUGAUCUCCCUAGUGACUCAACACUAACAACCUGAGUACUGGGCAUAGUUCAUUCAUCUACCACUCUAUUACUAUCACCACUACUACUAACACUACUCAUAUACUAGGAUUGUACAUGUACGUGGAUAGUUUUGUUAUACGUAUCUUCCAUUACAACUAGCACACGUAACGCAGGAUCAAUUAACACACACAGAAAAUUGACUUAGAAAUUGGACACGAUGCGGCAGUGGUGUGGAAGAUUCCUCUCUCUCCUGGCCACUUACUUGUCACUAAGGGACGGAGGAACAACAAAGACUACACUUAUGCUUGAGAAGAAACAACAGAGAGGGCACAACACGAUAACUGGUGUGAUCAUGUGUAGACACGUGGUGCUAUUGUGUAAGAGUGAGGCUCUAUCUUAUCUCUCUCUCUCUCUCUCUCUCUCUCUCUCUCUCUCUCUCUCUCUCUCUCUCUCUCUCUCUCUCUCUCUCUCUCUCUCUGGUUGACUCUUGCAUUGUCAAUAUCAUUCACAUUUAACUUUAUGGAAAAGACGUGGGCAGAAGCUUGAAAAUUUAGGUUUAGGAAAGAGAUAGGAGGAAACUGAUUCUCAAACAGAGUGGUAGAUGAGUGGAACGGACUCAGUAAUCAUGUUGUUAGUGUUAGGACAUUAGGGAGCUUUAAGAGAAGAUCAGACGGGUUUAUGGGUGGGAAUGAUAGGUGGAAGGGAGUGCCACGUGUAAGCCUGGUCGCUUCUUGCAGCUUCCCUUAUUUUUUAUGUUCUUAUGUUCUUAAGAAGGGGUGUUGUAUUGUGUCCACCCCCCUGUCUCUUGCCUGGCAGUCUUCACAGAACUAGAUGUGUCAUGUACAGCUCCUUUCACAGAUGAAUAAACACGAGGCAGUGACUGAGUCAGUGAAAACCACAACUACCCACUCACUAACGCAUGCCUGUCCCGCCUCAAGACAAUUAUUCAUUCCUCCUUCUUUCACCCUCCCUUUCUCUCUCUCUCUGGGAAUUCGCACCGGAAUGUCUCCUGCUUACGGUUGCAUUCGAUUCCCCGCCGAGGAGGAGGAGGCGGUGAGAUUGCUGCCCUAGAGAAGUGAACAGCAGCCGCUCUUGGCAUCACCCAGACAGGAAACGCUAGUGAUUAAGACUCGAAAUUCUUUGUGCUUACUUAACUGAGUCACCAGCGUCACUCCUGUUUCUCCUCCUCCUCUACUAACUUAACCUCUCCUUUAUUUAACUCCUCCUCAUUCUUGUCCUCCUCCACAUCUAACUCGUUCUCCUCCUCCUCCUCCUCCUCCUCUUCCACUAACUUGUCCUGCUCCUCCUAUCCUAAUUUGACAUCUUCCUUAUCUACCUUCUCCUCAUUCUCCCUCUCCUCCUCUGACUCGUCGUCUCCCUCUCCCUCUUCCUCCUUUUUUUUUUUUUCGUGUUUCUCAUCGUUUCCCCCUUCCUCCUACUCUUCCUUCUCCUCCUUCUCUAAUUCGUCGUCUCUCUCUUCCUUUUUUUUCCUCUUUCUUCUUCGUGUUCAUGAUUGUCUUCCUCUUCCCCCUCUUUAUCAUUCUGGCGCAAUAUGACCCCGCUGUUGUGGCGCUUAUCACCACAUUAGAUUAAUAACAUAUUCAUGCAGUGGAUCACUAACAAAAACAAACAUGCGAUAUUAAAUAAACAGAUGAACAAAUAUUGGUAUAAUGAAAGACGAUAUUUGUAACACAUUCACAAAUACUGUAAUCAUCCUCUCCAAAAUAUAAUAUUCUAUGAUAACAAUA